CCAGAGACUGAAGAACAGGGAACUGUAACUGGAAGCUCUGCUUGUUCAUGUGUGGCUGGCCUAAGCCUACUGAUUUUUAAAAACGUUUCUGUAGUGUCGACUUAAACAGGGAAAAAGAUGAAUAUUCAAAACUGUGCCCGGUGUGGAUUUGUUGUGUAUCCAGCUGAAAAAGUUAACCUCAUUGGUCAGAACUGGCACAAAGCAUGCUUUCACUGUGAAGUCUGUAAGAUGGUACUUACUGCAAAUAAUUUUAUAAGUCAUCAAAAGAGGCCAUAUUGUCAAGUACAUAAUCCACGAAACAACACCUUCACUAGUGUGUAUGAGACUCCUGUAAACAUAAACGCCAAGAAACAGGCACAGGCUGUCAGUGAGAUCAAAUAUCGAGAGGAGGGUGAACGGUUCAUGUCCACUUUUCACUAUGACAUGAGGUCAAAAGAAAUAGAGCAGGCUCGCAAGUCCAGCCAAAUGACCAAACAGGGGUUUACAGACCAGCAGGUAUGGUACUCGGGGAGCGUUACCAGUCAGGAGAUCGUUUGUACGUCCCAGGCCCAGAAGAUAAUCAGUGAUGUGGAGUACAAGCGUGGCCAUGAGGAGCGAGUCACACAGUUCACCUCUGUCUCUGACACACCUGGGAUCCAACAUGCUAAGACUGGAACCUCACUGGCAAGCGACGUGAAAUACACAGAGCUAUAUGAGCAAUCCAAAGGAAAAGGCAGCUUCCCUGCUAUGAUUACACCAGGGUAUGAAAUGGCCAAGAAGGCCAGUACCCUUGCUAGCAAUGUGGAGUAUAAGAAAGGGCAUGAAGAGAGGAUAUCAAAGUAUACCUCUGUAGUAGAUACCCCAGAGGUGCUCCUGGCUAAAAGUCAAGGAAAGCUGGCUAGUGAUGUUGUCUACAUGGAGGAAUAUGAACAACAGCGAGGGAAGGGCAGCUUCCCUGCUCAUUUUACUCCUGGGUACCAAGUGGCCAAAAAAGCAAAUGAGAUGGCAAGCAAGGUGAAGUAUCAACAGAAGUACGAGCAAGAGAUAAAGGGUAAAGCUAGUUCUGAGGCUGGAGUGGCUGAAUCAACUCUGGCUAAAGAGAAUGCAGAGAAGUUUAGCCAGCAUGCCUAUACUGAGGAAUACGAGAAGCAGAGGGGCAAAGGAAGCUUUCCUGCCAUGAUCACUCCCGGAUACCAGAUGGCCAAAAAAGCCAAUGACAUGGCCAGUGAUCUGAAAUAUAAGCAGGACCUGAAAAAAAUGAAGGGCUCCACGGCAUACCAUUGCCUGACCCCUGAUGACAACCUGGCUCUAAAGAACGCCUGCAAGAUCAACAAGCUUGUCAGUGAGGUUGAAUACAAAAAGGAUCUCGAGAACACAAAAGGACACAGCAUCAACUACUGUGAGACUCCACAGUUUAAAAAUGUGUCCAAGAUCUCUCAGUAUACCAGUGAUAACAAAUAUAAGGAGAAGUAUACUAAUCACAUGAAGGGUCACUAUGAAGGCACUGGACUUGACAAGAAAACCAUGCAUGCCAUGAAAGUCAGAAAGCUGGCCAGUGAUAUUGCUUAUAAGUCAGAGUGUGAACAGGAGCAGAAGGAAUACAACUACCCUGCUGAAAUCGCCCCAUCUUAUCAAACCACAAAGAAACUGGAGCCUCUCAAAGACAGAAAUUACAGACAGCAUAUUGAUAAGCUGAAAUACAGUCAGGUGACAGACACACCUGAUAUUAUUCAGGCACGGAUCAAUGCUCACCAGUUUAGUGAUUUAAACUACAAAGCUGACUAUGAGAAAACUAAGACUCAGUACACUUUAGCUCAAGAUACACCAGAGCUCAUAAAGGCCAAAGCUAAUGCAGAGCUCAUCAGUGAUAUCAAGUAUAAGGAAGACUGGGAGAAGAAUAAGUCAAAAGCAUGUGAUGUUGGUCUGGACACACCAACCUUUAAAGCUGCCAAAGCCUCUCGAGAUCUGGCCAGUGAUAUUAAAUAUAAGGAGUCAUUCACAAAGAACAAGGACAAGGCUGUUGGAGUAAACGUGAGUGAUUUAAAGACUCUCCACUGUCUUCAAGUGGCCAAGCUGAACAGUGAGAUUGCGUAUAAGAAGGCCUCAAAGGAGACUCAGACUAAAUGUAACCUGCCCUUGGAUAUAAUGAAUCUGAGCCAUGCAAAAAAAGCCCAAGCGUUGGCCAGCGAUCUUGACUACAGGACAAAACUCCAUGAGUACACCAUCCUGGCUGAUGACAUUAAAGUGCAACAGGCUAAGAAAGCCUACAACUUGCAGAGCGAUAACAAGUACCGUUCAGACCUGAUCUGGAUGAAGGGGGUGGGCUGGGAGGCUGAUGGCUGCCUGGAUGUUGCACAAGCCAAGAAAGCCGGUGAACUUGUGAGCGAUCAAAAAUACCGUCAAAAGGUGGACAGUGUGAAAUUUACCCAGGCGGCUGACACACUUUCUAUCAAACAUGCCAAGAAGAGCCAGGAGCUACAGAGUGAUCUGGCAUACAAGUCAGGCACAGAGCAGAUUAUCCAUCAGUACACUUCAAGCAAGGACGAGCCUCUCUACAGACAAGCCAAAGCAAAUGCAAACCUCCUUAGUGAUAAAAUCUAUAAAAGUAGUUGGGAGGCUCAAAGGGAGAGGGGCUUUGAGCUCAGCAUGGAUGCUUUAUCUAUCCUUACUGCUAAAGCUAAGCGAGAUCUUGCCAGUGAUGUGAAAUACAAACAACAAUAUGAGAUGACAAAAGGAAAGCUGAUUGGAGUAAAGGCGGUGACUGACGAUUCUCAGAUGGCCCAUUCAACACUGGUUACAAAGCUUCACAGUGAUCGCAACUAUAAGAAGCAGUAUGAAGACAGUAAAACCAAGUAUAGUACGUCACUUGACAUGAUGAACAUUACACAAGCUAAAAAGGCCCAAGAUCUGGCCACAGAGACCAAUUACCGAACCUUCCUGCACGAGUACACAAGCCUGCCCAGUGACAUGAACGUGGAGUGGGCCAAGAAAGCCUAUGGCCUACAAAGUGAUAAAAAGUACCGCUCUGAUCUGAACUGGAUGAAGGGUGUUGGUUGGGAGACGACCAGAUCUCUGGAUGUCAUGCAGGCCAGGAAAGCCAGUGACAUCAUUAGUGAGAAAAAGUAUCGCCAAAAUGUGAGCGCUCUGAAGUUCACCAGUGUUGAAGACACACCAGAGAUGGUGCAGGCCAAACUUAGCAAUAAGCUGUCACUAGAUAGGCUGUACCGAGAGAAAGGAGAGAGCGAAAAACACAACUACACACUGACAGGAGAUUUGCCUGAGCAUGUGCAGGCUAAGAUAAAUGCAAUGAACAUCAGUGAGACACAUUACAAGGAGUCAUGGACAAAGGUUAGAGAUGCAGGCUACAAGUUACGUUUGGAUGCUAUUCCCUUCCAGGCUGCAAAAUCCUCUGCUGACAUACUUAGUGAUCAAAAGUACAAAGAGCAGUUUGAAAAGUCAAAGGGUAAGAUGAUUGGACUAAAAGGUUUGAAGGAUGAUAUUAACAUUGCUCACUCAGUGUACGCCACCCAGCUACAAAGUGAUAUCAAAUAUAAAAAAGACUCUGCUAAGGUCCACUCUCAGUUCCACCUGCCAAUGGACAUGUUGGAUGUGGUUCAUGCCAAAAAGGCCCAGUCUCUGGUCAGUGACCAGGAUUACAGGAUUACCCUGCACAAGUACACUGCUUUGCCGGAUGACCUGAAGGUGCAGGCUGCCAAGAGAGCUUAUGAGCUGCAAAGCGAGAAAUCUUACCGCUCUGAUAUGAAUUACCUGCGUGGUGCUGCCUGGAUUGCCACUGGUGCCCUGCAGAUCGAAGGUUCUAAACGUGCCACUGAGCUGAUCAGUGAGAAGAAGUAUCGACAGCAACCAUAUGCUUUUAAGCACACAUCUGUAACAGAUUCUCCUGACAUUGUUCAUGCCAAGCUCAGCAGCAAGAUCACUAAUGAGCGUCUGUACAAAGAGAAAGGAGAGAACUUCAGACAUAACUACACCAUCGUAGCAGAACGACCUGAAAUCACCCAGGCCAAGAUUAAUGCUGCUAAUUUCAGUGAUACUAAAUACAGAGAAUCAUGGCGCACCCUGAGAGCUCAAGGUUAUAAACUGACCAUGCAGGACAUCCCCUUCCAGGCAGCCAAAGCAUCCACAGGCAUUGCCAGUGAUUACAAUUACAAGCACAACCAUGUGCUGGAGAAGGGCAAGCAUAUCGGAGCUCGAAGUAUUUCCGAAGAUUCUCACCUUCUACAUUGCUUGCAAACGGCACAUCUCCAGAGUGAUAAGAACUACCGCAAAGAUGCCAUGUCCACCAGUGGGCAGUAUCACCUGGGAAUGGAUCUGAUCAACCUGGUCCAUGCCAGGAAAGCCCAGGCACUGGCCAGUGACCAUGAUUACAAAACUCACCUCCACACCUACACUGUCCUGCCUGAUGAUAUGAAGGUGCAGUGGGCCAAAAAGGCCUAUGAGCUGCAGAGCCAGAAUGUGUACAAGUCUGAUAUGAACUAUAUGAAAGGAGUAGCUUGGGACUCUGUUGGAGCUCCUCAGUUUGAGUCUGCAAAGAAAGCUGGAGAGCUCAUCAGUGAUAAAAAGUAUCGUCAGCUUCCAGACAGGCUGAAGUUUACUCAAGUGGCGGAUUCACCUGAUAUCAUCCAUGCCAAGAACAGUUACAUGCAAUGUAGUGAGCGAUUGUAUAAGUCUGGAGAUUCUUCAUCCAUGCACAAGUACACCCUACCUCCAGAUCAUCCUGACUUCAUCAGAGCAAAGAUCAAUGCACAACAGAUCAGUGAUAAAGUGUAUAAGGCAUCAGGAGACCAGGUGAAGACAGCAGGCUAUGAUUUGAGACUAGAUGCCAUCCCCUUCCAGACGGCCAAGGCUUCUAGGGAAAUUGCCAGUGAUUUCCGGUAUAAGGAUGCUUUUGUAAAGCAGAAGGGCAAGCAGAUAGGUCUCCGCAGCGUGGAGGAUGACCCUAAGAUAAAGCAUUCGCUGGCUAUGGGUAAACUACAGAGCAACAACGAGUACAAGAAGCAGUUUCAGGAAACCCGCUCUCAGUUUAAGAUCCAUGCAGACCAGCCGGAGUUCCUGCAGGCCAGGAAAAGCCAGGCUCAGGCUAGCAACGUCAGCUAUCGCCAGCACCUCCAUGACUACACGUGCGACUCACAACAGCUUAAUUUCAAACAUGCUAAACAAGCCUACAAGCUGCAGAGUGAUGUAAACUAUAAGUCAGACUUGAACUGGAUUAAGGGCAUGGGUUGGACUCCUCCAGGCUCUCAUAAGGCAGAAAUGGCCCGAAGAGCAGCGGAGCUGGGCCUGGCAGAGGGUGUCGACACAGAUGAGGCCAUAGCCAAGUACCAAGAACUGAUGAUGCUUCAGCGCCAGAUGCAGGAUCAGCAGCACACCUCCACAGAGCAGGUGGAAACCUCAGAGCAGGUCGAAAACUCAGAAGUCAAUGCAGAUGCCAUGGAGAUUCUCCAAGUCAAAAGAAAGAAGACCAUUCACACUUCUUUCAAACAAGCAAAGACCACAAAGUCUGUAACUAUGCAGUCUGUAACAUCUAGCUCUUCUACAAAACAAGCCAUCACUGAUCAGUCCUCUGAGAAACAAGCUAUUACAAAUCAGUCAUCCUUACAUAAGCUACAGUAGAACAAAUAAUCGUAACAUAUUUUUACACUAUGCCAUUUGCUAUUCAGAACCUGGUGUUCCCUGCUGGUAUUUAAACAAUGAGUGGAUAAAUGGAGGUUUUAAAAUGAAAUGUAUGUGACUAGGAUUGAAAAAUAAUGAAGAACAUGUAGUGCAUAUAAUAAAAGUGUACAACUUUUAUUUAUUUAUGCAUUUGGGGAGAUUAUAAAUUGAAAGUACAAAUGAAAGUUUUAAAGAAAGAAUGAUGUACGUGAAAAAGAGAUGUCUUUCUUUUUAAUAUUAAUAAACAUAAAGAUUUAUUUAAGGAAAAUGCCAUAUACUAAAAAUAUAUAUUCCAUGGUAGCAUUAUUUUUGAACUUUUACAUUAUAAAUGAUAUUUGAAAGAUGUUUGAUAUUUCAGAGAUAUUUAUAUACUUUAUGUCUGGCAGGUCUAGCUUUUUAAGUAUGACGACUAUAAAAAUUCUAAGCUGAGGUAAAGGUAUGUGAUGGUAUAUAACUUACAGCCAUGUGAUCUACAGUUAAAGAUUCUGCACAAUGUUAUCUAUUCACUGAUUCACUUUGAGGUGCAUUGGUCAGUUAUUACUUGCAUGCAGGAAAUCUGUAGAUGAACUUUAUGUGGAUUGCAUCUUCUUAUUGAUCCAGUCAAUAAAGUGGGUAACACGGGCAUAAA
This is a messenger RNA of Trichomycterus rosablanca, 6277 nucleotides long. It is a transcript of the gene nrap, whose product is annotated as nebulin-related anchoring protein. Gene Ontology annotation, biological process: cardiac muscle thin filament assembly. The record is from RefSeq and is a predicted model, not a curated record. Gene Ontology annotation, molecular function: actin filament binding. The coding region runs from base 118 to 5610 and encodes 1830 amino acids. NCBI's taxonomy places the organism in Eukaryota, Metazoa, Chordata, Actinopteri, Siluriformes, Trichomycteridae. Gene Ontology annotation, cellular component: Z disc. The transcript is spliced from 43 exons.